CACAUCAAAAUCUGACCAUCGACUGACCAAAGACCUGAACAUGAGGCCACGCUGUAACUUCAUCUGUCUUGUGCUCUUCACUUUCUGCCCACUGGCUCACACAAUGUUAAUUACAUUGUAUUUUUCAUUUAUAUAAUUUCUGCAGUCUUCGGUUCCCGAUAAGUGCUGCUUUUCUUUUUCCAAUGUAAGAAUCCCAGUAAAGCAGGUUGUGAGUUAUCAUUUCACACAUCCUGAGUGUCACAGGAGGGGUAUCAUUUUCAUCACAAAAGAUCAAAGGGAGAUCUGUGCUGACCCGACAGAGAGAUGGGUUCAGAAACUGAAAAUGAUUGUUCGCCCAAUUGAAAUAUGGGCCAGACCUGAGACGGCAGUCGCCAGUUCUAAAGUGGACAGAGUAGCAAAGUAA
Rhinichthys klamathensis goyatoka is the source of this 403-nucleotide messenger RNA. Its product is annotated as C-C motif chemokine 18-like. Gene Ontology annotation, biological process: lymphocyte chemotaxis; inflammatory response; chemokine-mediated signaling pathway. Gene Ontology annotation, molecular function: CCR chemokine receptor binding; chemokine activity. Gene Ontology annotation, cellular component: extracellular region. The record is from RefSeq and is a predicted model, not a curated record. Lineage: Eukaryota; Metazoa; Chordata; Actinopteri; Cypriniformes; Leuciscidae.